Molecule: messenger RNA, 783 nt
Organism: Entamoeba invadens IP1
Lineage: Eukaryota; Evosea; Mastigamoebida; Endamoebidae
Exons: 1
Coding region: 1-783 (260 amino acids)
Source: RefSeq, a predicted model, not a curated record
AUGACGGAUCGUGUGUAUGAGGCGAUUAUUAGUUUGCUUGAUGCUGAGUACGAUGAACUUGGCGAGAACCUUCUGUGUGCUCAAAACGAGAAUACGCGGUUAGACCGAAUCAUUGAAAAGACUCAAAACAGUUAUGUUUCACAAAACACGAUUCUUAUAGCAAACAAACGCCUUCAAGCGAUUCUUCGAGACAGACGGACUGAGAUCAAAGAUCUUCAAUCGCAACUUUCACUUUUGACAUCACAAAGUGUAUCUCCAUCGUUCGAGAAAUCACAAUCACAUCUCAUUUCUUCAAAAUCUCAAAAUGUGGAGAGUGCGCCUCCUCUAAUUACAAAUCCAUUCCCAAUCGCACUUAUACAUAGUUCACUAAGUCCACACCAAGACAAUCCACUCCAAACACAACCACAAGAAGUCGUGGCUGACAAGAAGAGUCAAAUCCAAUUAGCAACAAUUGAACAGAAUCUUUCAUCAUCCAUUAACAAUACUGCCAAACAAAACCAAACACUUACAAUCCCAUCUAUUCCGGUUUUACAAUCAAAUGUUGUCAUUCCUCCUAUCCAAUUGCAAGGUGUAGUUCAACCGACUUAUCCACACAAGAAGACUACAAUUAAAAGUAAGGCGAAUACUAGUAUUAAAACUAUUGAUAAUAUAAGUAAUAAUGUUAUUAAUAAUACUAAAACCGAUGAAGUGAUCAAUGAGAAGCUGGAGAUUAAUGUGAUUGGGGGUGCAAACAUGCUAGUCGACUCUAAGAUGGUGUUUGGAAAUGAAAACCACUCUCUUUAA